CACACAGCAGCAGUACUCACUGUUCCUGCCUCCAAGAACAGGGAAGGCCAUGGAUACUUCAGGAACACCACCUCCACCUCCGGAUGAGCCCAAGACAAUCCAGGAAGAUAUUCCACAGCCAGAAAAAAUAGACAAAGUCCGUAAAAAAGAAGAGGAGCACCAUAAAAAAGAAGAGGAGCAUCCUCUUUCAAAAGGAGAACAUAGGAUUAAAGAAGAUAGCUCUUCCUCUUCUUCCUCAUCAUCAUCAUCUUCCUCAUCAUCAUCAGACAGCAACAGCGAUGAAGAACAUCAUGGGAUCAAAAGAAAACCCCUUCCAGAUAUUGUCAAAGAUGAGUCGGAGAUCAAGAGGGGCGAACUUCAGCUCUAUGAAGGUACACCUGGUGAGAUAGAGCCUUAUGACGAACCAGAGCUCAGAAGAAGAGAAGUUGUACCAUCAGACGAGACAGAAUUGGAAGAGACUGAGUCAAGAAGAGUUAACAUAAAGAAAGACGAUGAAUUUUUCCAUUUUGUUCUCCUUUGUUUUGCUAUUGGGUCCCUGCUAGUUUGUUAUCACUAUUCUGCAGAUUGGUUUAUGUCUCUGGGCGUUGGCUUGCUCACCUUUGCUUCUCUGGAAACCAUUGGAAUAUAUUUUGGUCUAGUGUACCGGAUUCACAGAGUCCUUCAAGGCUUUAUCCCCCUCUUUCAGAAAAUAAGACUCAUAGGUUUCCGCAGGUCAGACUGAGACGUUGGUUUCUGGAGUUCAGCUGGCAUCAGGCUGCACUUG
Gracilinanus agilis (Agile Gracile Mouse Opossum) is the source of this 763-nucleotide messenger RNA. It is a transcript of the gene TMEM40, whose product is annotated as transmembrane protein 40. Bases 50 to 721 code for a protein of 223 amino acids. NCBI's taxonomy places the organism in Eukaryota, Metazoa, Chordata, Mammalia, Didelphimorphia, Didelphidae. The record is from RefSeq and is a predicted model, not a curated record. The transcript is spliced from 12 exons.